AUGGCGGAGCUCCGAGCCCGAUACUCCCCGCCGUGGGCGGACAUGACCAUAAUUGGAAUUGCAGGCGGUUCAGGAUCUGGCAAAUCAUCAGUUGCACUGGAAGUCAUCAAUUCGCUCAACUUGCCAUGGGUGGUAAUUCUGGUCAUGGACUCAUUUUAUAAAACCCUUACCCCCAAGCAAAAUGCUAUUGCGCAUGAUAAUGAAUAUGAUUUCGAUUCGCCGGACGCGAUUGAUUUUGACCUCCUCGUGGAUACUCUCCAGUCCCUUAAAAAGGGCCUCAACGUCACAUAUCUGGUAUUAUUCCCCUUCAACAAGGCAAAGGAAUUCAGAGUUGACCAUUGCGAAGACAUCAUUAUCCCCCGAGGCAUUGAAAAUAAGACCGCCAUAGAUAUGGUGGUCAAGCAUAUCCAACGAAACCUUCGAGAGAAAUCUGAAGCCCAUUAUCUUGAGCUACAGAGGCUAGGCAAACAAGUUGAAGAGCAACCCCUGUCCGCGAAUGUUAUUAUCAUGGACCAGACGCCGCAGUUGGUGGGUAUAAACACCAUUUUACAAAACCCACAUACAGAACAAGUAGAUUUUGUGUUUUACUUUGACCGGCUGGCAUGCCUUAUGAUAGAACGUGCCCUAGAUACCAUCCCAUUCGUCCCCGCUACAGUGGCCACACCUGACCAACAUAUCUAUCAUGGCCUGCGACCCGCAGGCACAAUAUCUGCUGUUGCAAUCCUUCGCGGUGGCUCUUGCCUAGAAACUGGUUUGAAACGAACGAUUCCUGACUGCAUAACUGGCCGCGUUCUCAUUCAAACAAAUUACAGCACAGGGGAGCCUGAACUGCAUUAUCUUAAAUUACCCCAGGACAUCAAUGACCACGCCGCUGUCAUACUGCUUGAUCCACAAAUGUCAAGUGGUGGAGCUGCAUUGAUGGCUGUGCGAGUCCUCAUCGACCAUGGAGUAGACGAAGGCCGUAUCGUCUUUGUAACGUUCGCCGCAGGAAAACGCGGAUUGCAGAGAUUAACCGCUGUCUAUCCCGAUGUGAAGGCUGUAGUGGGCCGGAUAGAGGAUGAGGGAGAGUCAAGAUGGAUUGAGAAGCGUUACUUUGGAUGUUAG
This is a messenger RNA of Histoplasma capsulatum G186AR, 1104 nucleotides long. RefSeq names its product uridine kinase. Gene Ontology annotation, molecular function: ATP binding; kinase activity. The record is from RefSeq and is a predicted model, not a curated record. Gene Ontology annotation, cellular component: cytoplasm. Bases 1 to 1104 code for a protein of 367 amino acids. The transcript is spliced from 5 exons. Lineage: Eukaryota; Fungi; Ascomycota; Eurotiomycetes; Onygenales; Ajellomycetaceae.